Messenger RNA from Racocetra fulgida, 227 nucleotides. The record is from the annotation of a GenBank genome assembly. NCBI's taxonomy places the organism in Eukaryota, Fungi, Glomeromycota, Glomeromycetes, Diversisporales, Gigasporaceae.
AUCAGUAUAUUAAAAAUAAUGUUUUAUUAAAUAAUGAUGAAAUUGAGGAAAUUAUUACAAAGUUACCUAAUGAGAGCCUAUAUGCACCUGAAAUGGCUAAGGCUGUAGCAAUAUAUAUACAAGUAGUUGACAAGCCCAUUGCUACAGAAGAAAUACUCAAUGAUGAAGAAAUCAUUGCUACAGUUCAAGCUGAAAAAAUGAGAAAGAACUACCAAACAGAAAAUUGA